Molecule: messenger RNA, 3701 nt
Organism: Schistosoma bovis
Lineage: Eukaryota; Metazoa; Platyhelminthes; Trematoda; Strigeidida; Schistosomatidae
Source: the annotation of a GenBank genome assembly
CAUAAAUAUGACCUUUAUUCGGACAAAUUCGAAGCACUUUCAAUUGAGAUCAUGAUGAUGAUGAUGAUGAUGUGAUCAAGAAUGAAGUAUUUUGAAUAUCAACCAUUUGACAUACAUAGAUACAUAUAUAUAUCUAUUCCUCAUAUUCUAUAGAGAUACUUUUACUUUAGGAAGAAAAACACACACACUUUCCUACUAUCCUUUUCUUUCAAGGAUUAAGAUUAUGGAAUCAUACAACUCGAAUAAAAAAGAAGAAGAAGAAGUGAGAAUGUAAAUGAUUGAUAAUACAGUUGACAACUGUCUUUAACUAUAGACAGUUGUAUAAUGAUGAUAGUAAAUAGAUAUAACUCAAGUAUAAAUUCCUUCAAUUAUUCUUGUUAGUUAACAUGUCAGAAGAACAACAUAUCAAUAUAAAUAAUGAAUACUGUCCAAUAACACGUUUAUCUUAUCCAUUAUCUUAUUUAACUGGUAUAAAUGAAGAUAUACGAGGUGAAUUAGUACAUUCUAUUAUUGAUUUACAACAACAACAACAAGAACAACAAGAACAAUCUAUGAAUACAUGUGCAGUACCAAUCAAUGUAUGUUGUGUUUGUUCUAAUGAUGAAAAUGAUUUACAAUCAUUACAUUCUGAUGUUCAAGUGUUAUGCGCUACUCCAGGUUGUAAAUAUAAUGGUCCAAUACAUAGAAAGUGUUUAGAACAUUGGGAUGCAUGUUGUGAUUUCUAUUGUCAUUUAUUAAAUAAUUCAUUCAAUAAUUCAUUACUACAAAAAUCAUCAACAUUUGAAACAAUUUCAACAAUAAAACCAACAAUAUCAUCAUCAUCAUCAUCAUCAUUUUAUCAAAUUUCAAUGAUUCACCUUUACAUAAAUCAUUUAUGGAAGGUUUAUUUCGACUUUAUGAAUGUCCAGCAUGUGGUCAAUAUACAUUGUAUAGAUCAUCAAUUCAUUCAACAGUAUCUUCCACUUCUAAUGCUACUGACAUCACAAACAUUAUCGUCUACAACAUCUAAUCAUUUUACAAGUGUUUUAUGCGCUAUUCAAUAUGCUACUGAAAAAUUAAAUCAAUCUGAAAAUUCAAUUCAAUCAACAUUAUUACACUCUGAUCCAUAUUCACAAUGUAAACAAUAUACUUCAAAUUCACCAGUGAAUUAUAUUGGAUCAAUGGAAUUAUCACCAAAUUUCUUAGAUGAUUUAAAAUCUACAUCGAAAAUACCCAUAACAAAUUCAUCGACAACGGUAAGUCAGUUUAGUAGUAGUAGUAGUAGUAGUAGUAGUAGUAGUACUACUACUACUACUACUACUACUACUACUACUACUACUACUACUACUACUACUACUACUACUACUACUACUACUACUACUACUACUACUACUACUACUACUACUACUACUACUACUACUACUACUACUACUACUACUACUACUACUACUACUACUACUACUACUACUACUACUACUACUACUACUACUACUACUACUACUACUACUACUACUACUACUACUACUACUACUACUACUACUACUACUACUACUACUACUACUACUACUACUGUAGUGAACUAUGUAAGAUUAUUAUGGGAUGUAGGUCAUUUAAUCACACGAUAUUCAUUAAGUCGUGAAACAAAUGAUCCUACUAAAUUUUCAACUAGUAAUACAUCAAGUAGUAUGAGUAGUGGAUAUCACAGUGGUUUAUCAACCGGUGAACAUACUGUUGAUCCUAGUCGCCGUUGUAGUGACAAUUCAUAUGAUCAAUUCAUGUUAUCAAUGAAAGGAGAAGAUAUUAUGAAAGGGAAUGAAGAUAAUUGUAUACCAUGGGAAAUUACAAAUAAUCAAACAGGUCAAUCAAUACCAAGAGCAUUAAUCAAAGGGAAACUACCAAACGAUGCAACUAUGUUAAAUGAUGUUAUCAAGUAUUCGAUUGAUUCAUCUAUGCCAACAACAAGAAAGAGUUAUUCAUCAACUGUAAACUUGGAUGAUCUUUUUGAUAGAAGUUUAGAUACUACUGUGAAUAACAAUACGACUAAUAACAAUGACAACAACAACAACAACAAUGUUGGUAACACUAAUCUUAUGAAUAGACCACUUUCAGCGAUUGGUAGUCGACGUCAUCAUUCUACAUCUGAUGGUUCUGGAAAUAUCAGCUCUUCAACUGUUGGAGGUACUACUAAUACUACGACGACUACUACUACUACUAUUACGACGACGACUACAAAUACUUCUUUUCAUCAUAAUGUUAAAUCCAAUCCUUCAUGGUCAAAUGAUUCAAUCGGUAAAUCAAGAAUGACACAUUGGCAUGGUAAUAGUAAUAUUGAGACGAAAAUAAAAAAGGUUGUUAAUACCAAAGGAAAUAUAUUUCUACAAAGGAAUGAUUUCAAUGUAUUCAUGAAUUUACCAAAUUAUAAACAAAAUGCUUAUUUCAUUCAAAUGGAUGAUGACAGUUGUACAGGAAAUGAAGAUACACGUGCAUUUCUAUUAGCACAGUUAACAAAUCAUCGAGUUUCUGAAGUCUACUGUUUAGCAUGUCAACAAAUUCUGCCAAUUUAUGAUCAUUUUCCUGUGAUAGAUGGUAUCUUUUUCAUCAGUCCAUUAUGUCAUCGUUCUAAUGAAGGUCAUCGUAAGGGUGGUGGCCUACGGGUCACUUGGCAUACAAAUGGUAUACAGAAUCAAUCUGUUCAACAACAACAGCAAACUCAUCGAGCACACAAUGCUACUACUAACAACACUGAUAACAGUAGUAUCAGUAAUCAUUUAAUUUCAUCGACAAAUGAUUAUCAAUCUAUAAAUGAAGUAGCUUUGAAACUUUUGGCUCCAUUAAAGAUUAUCUCACCACCACCUGGUUGUCUUGGACCUAGGCAACAAUUAAAUUCAACACAGCAUAAUAUGAUUAGUACUGGUACCGUUGGGGGUGCGGGCUCAAAUCAAGGUACUGGUAAUAAUAAUAACAAUAGUAGUAUACCAUCUAGAUUUUCAACAAAUCAUUCAUCUACUAGGCAAUGCCGUUAUUUACAUGCUCUAUGCUUGAAUUGUAUGCAUUCAGAGAACAUGACGGCCACUGGUCGAGUAAAUGAUUUAAAACGUAUUAAAUGCAAAAUUUGUAGUAAACCUUGGUCUGGCACUUCAUUACUAGUUGGUGGUCUUUACACUUAUGAUAUAUUUGCUGCUGUACCAUGUUGUUCAGCUCAUUUAACAUGUGGUUCAUGUCAAUCACGUUUAGAUAAUUUAUCACUAUCAUCCAAUUCAACAAUAUCGUCCCCCUCCUCCUCCUUAACAACAACAAAUACUACAACAACUACAAGUACAUUACAAUUAUCAUCAAAUGAUCUACCUCAUCAACAUCAAUAUCAUGAUCAAAAUCAAUUUCCAAUCAAUAAUAUUGAUCAAUCGAUAAAUAAUCUUACAAUUAAAUCUUAUCCAUUAAAUUAUUUUAGUCAAUAUAGUAAUUUAAUUAUUUGUCCAUAUUGUUCUAAAGUGGAUUAUCAUUUUGUUAAAUUAUUUGAAGAUUAUUAUGAAGUUAAUAAUUGAUUAUUAAAGUUCUUUUUUUUUACAUUUCAACUUCACUAUCGUACAGGAUCAUUUCAUUAUACUUUUGAUAUUUUACUUCUCAGGGUGUUUUACUUUUUUUUUGCUUUCUGUUUCAACAAGUUAAUACAAUCGAGCAAUUCAAACAACCAGACAAACAACACAAACACAAACAAACGGACA